This is a messenger RNA of Oncorhynchus gorbuscha (pink salmon), 4657 nucleotides long. Its product is annotated as mitogen-activated protein kinase 4-like. Gene Ontology annotation, molecular function: ATP binding; MAP kinase activity. Gene Ontology annotation, cellular component: nucleus; cytoplasm. The coding region runs from base 832 to 3423 and encodes 863 amino acids. NCBI's taxonomy places the organism in Eukaryota, Metazoa, Chordata, Actinopteri, Salmoniformes, Salmonidae. The transcript is spliced from 7 exons. The record is from RefSeq and is a predicted model, not a curated record. Gene Ontology annotation, biological process: protein phosphorylation; cell surface receptor signaling pathway; intracellular signal transduction.
AACCUAUAGUCCGGCUUACCGAAAGAAUAAGAGGAACACUCAAUCAUUCAUGGUGCAGCUUUUGUCAGUCUGUGCUUACUGGCUGCGUAGACUACUGGCACAGAUCGGAAAGAGUGGUAGCCUAGCCUAUUCCUGUAAAUACAUUAUUUACGCAGCAGCGGAUUGCUAGGUAGGCUAAUAUCACCACAAUCACGGACACUGGUACAGUUCCGCUGGCUGAUUCAUUAACAAAAAUGAAACAAAUAUGUUAUGUUUUACUUUAUUUUUGACAGUCAAAUAGACAAAAACACGCAUUAUUUUUCUGUGACAGGCUGCGAUGUUCACGGCGGCAUAUAUUAUUAUGAAGCAUCAGGUAUGUGAUGGUGUCCAGUCCAGAGGGAGCCGGUGCCACGCUUCGACUCCACAGGCACAAGGCGGCCGGCAGCUAGAUUACUGAGGGAUUACACGGACACUCGUUAACUCAAUGCCACAAAACCGAGACUGAGUGGGAAGUCUGGGAACAUCGACCAGGGAGGGACUGAAUGGGCGGUCGGCCAACUGACUGACAGACGGGAAGAGCAGGAUCCUCUACAAUCUCUGUGAAUGUAACUCUCAGCUAAUUUCACCAGCGGGAGUUGAGCUGGGAUCGCUCCGCUAGGAUCAGAGACCAGUGCUGAAUGUCUGCCUCUGCCAUCCAGCGCAUCUAUCUGUAGCAGGCACAGAUGGUGGGGUGUUGCUAUGACAACACUUGCCCUGCACCAGGGUGUGGAGUUGUCCCCUUACUUGCUCUACUGUCUUUGAUACGAGACCUCAUCAUGCAAUAACCAGUGGACACCAGUAGUCAGCUGAGCCAUGGCAAAACAGGACUCCUCACUGUUCCUCCACGGCUUUGACCUGGGGGGACACUUCAUAGACCCCCGGCCUCUGGGCAGCGGUGCCACUGGUCUGGUUCUGUCUGCUGUGGACAAGCGCAGUGGCCAGCGGGUGGCUGUGAAGAAGCUGGUGAUGCGUGACGCGGUCAGCGUGAAGCACGCCCUGCGGGAGGUCAAGAUCACACGGCGCCUGCAGCAUGAGAACGUGGUGCGCGUGCACGAGGUUCUGGGUCCUUACGGCCACCCGCUGCCUCGCGACCCGGCCCAGCUGAGUGCCCUGUACAUCGUCCAGGAGUGCAUGGAGACGGACCUAGCGAAGCUGCUAGAGCAGGGACCACUUCCCGGUGGGCACGCCAUUUUGCUCUUCUACCAGCUACUACGAGGCCUCAAGUUCAUCCACUCAGCCAACGUGCUGCACCGUGACCUUAAACCAGCCAACGUGUUCCUCAACACAGACCAGCUACUGCUCAAGAUUGGAGAUUUUGGCCUGGCCCGAAUCGUUGACCCACACUACUCCCAUAAGGGCUACCUGUCAGAGGGCUUGGUGACUAAAUGGUACCGGUCUCCGCGCCUGUUGCUCUCACCCAACAACUACACCAAGGCCAUCGAUAUGUGGGCAGCUGGCUGCAUCCUGGCAGAGAUGCUAACAGGCCGCAUGCUCUUUGCAGGAGCCCAUGAGCUGGAGCAGAUGCAGCUGAUCCUGUAUACAGUGCCUGUGUUGAGGGAAGAGGACCAUCACGACCUCCGGCAGGUCAUCCCCUCCUACGUCAGCCACGGUUGGAGGGUCAGGAGAUCCUUCAGAGAACUACUACCUGAAGUCGAUGCAGACGCCAUAGACUUCCUGGAGCGUAUUCUGACCUUUAACCCCAUGGACCGGCUGACGGCAGAGGCGGCCCUGUCCCAUCCCUUCCUGCAGCAGUACUCGUGUCCCCAGGACGAGCCCAUGUCACCCCAGCCCUUCCGCAUAGAGGACGAGCUAGAUGAUAGCCUGGUCACGGAGCCCGGCCACAGCCACAGCCAGGCCUCUAGCUCUCACUGGGACAGAUAUGAUACCAGCCUGUCAUCAGACCUGUACUGGCAGCAGCAGGGUGGCUGUCAGUGCAUGCCUGGGGUCUCGGAGGUGGUCAACUCCAAAGAGGAGGAGGUCCAGAGAGAUCCCAGGGCAGGUUCCUACCCUCUGUUGGAGGAGGCCCAGGUGGACCCUCGCAAGUAUUCCCACAGCAGCUCUGCCGAGCGCUUCCUGGACCACUCCCACUCCUCUCUGGUGCGGGCCUGUGGUGGCGGGGCUUAUGCUGAGCUGGACUGUGGUCGCUCCUGUGACUACAAAGUGGGCUCCCCUUCCUAUCUGGACAAGGUUGCGUGGAGGGACGGCAAGCCGCAGCACUACUCCGAGCCCAAGCUGAUCCUGGACCUGUCUCACUGGAAGAGGAAUAGCCAGCUCCCUGUGCCUGAGGGGCCUGAGCCUAGAGGGGCCAGCGUGAAGGAGCUGCCUGUCGAGGAGCCACCUUGGGACCUAUUCCAGGAGAUCUCUCGCUGGGUGGAGAGCACACAGACUCGCCUGUCCUCCGCCAGCCCACCACAGGAACCCCUGUCCUACCCCAGCUCUCCCCAGGAACUCCUGUCCUUCCCCAGCCCACCCCAGGGACCCCUGUCCUUCCCCAGCCCACCCCAGGAACUCCUAUCCUCCACCAGCCCACCCCAGGGACCCCUGUCCUUCCCCAGCCCACCCCAGGAACUCCUAUCCUCCGCCAGCCCACCCCAGGGACCCCUGUCCUACCCCAGCUCACCCCAGGGACCCCUGUCCUACCCCAGCCCACCCCAGGAACUCUUGUCCUCCGCCAGCUCACCCCAGGGACCCCUGUCCUACCCCAGCCCACCCCAGGAACCCCUGUCCUACCCCAGCUCACGCCAGGAACCCCUGUCCUCCCCCAGCCCACCCCAGGAACUCCUGUCCUCCGCCAGUCCACCCCAGGAACCCCUGUCCUACCCCAGCUCACCCCAGGAACCCCUGUCCUACCCCAGCUCACCCCAGGAACCCCUGUCCUACCCCAGCUCACCCCAGGAACCCCUGUCCUCCGCCAGCCCAUCCCAGGAACUCCUUUCCUCCGCCAGCCCACCCCAGGGGCCCCUGUCCUACCCCAGCUCACCCCAGGGGCCCCUGUGCUACCCCAGCUCACCCCUGCUGCCCCCUUUUCCCACCUCUCUCCCUGCCCCACUCUUUCACAGUUGUUCGCCGGUCAUACAGCCAUCACCUGGACUGGACAAGCGUCACACACUCAGCCCGCCUGCCGCGUCCCAUUCCCCUCCCUCCCUGUUGCCCUGUUCUCCCUCGUCUCCUCCACCAAUGUCACCUCUCAUUCCUUCGUCGAUUCAUGAGCCCCCGCAGACUCUUCCCUCCAGGGGGCAAGGGGGCCCGUUUGACCUAGACAUGUUCAUCUCUCGAGCGCUGAAGCUCUGUGGUCAGAGUGAGGACCUGGGGGGAAGCCCAGACGGGGCCAAACGGGCCAACAUCAAGAGGGUACCUAGACUCCCGGAGCACCGGCCACCCCCACAUCAGACUCCCAACUCCUAAUAGGACCUAGGUCCAAGUCUACCACAGAGGGAGCUGGUAGACUGUGGGAACUGCUUUUAAGGUUACCACAGAAAGCACUGGUAGACUGUGGGAGCCGUGUUUAAGUCUACCACAGAAAGCACUGAUAGACUGUGGGAGCCGUGUUUAAUUCUACCACAGAAAGCACUGGUAGACUGUGGGAGCUGUUUCCAAGGACUGUGGUAUACUUAGUAGGACUUGCCUUGUAAAAAGCACGAGUUGACUCACACCCAAAGUAAUAAGCGGGGUGCUGACUAACAGAAUAGUAAACGUAUGGAGAAACACUCUAUAUACUGUAUACUCCCAAUGAUUACUCCCAGUGUAAAAUAGCUUUUUUUACCCGUUAUCAUUGCGGUGUGCAACUUUUCAUAAGUUGCCUUGACACUGACCCUUCUCACUUAAAUGAAUGGUGCUGGUCCUUUGGAUCAGAGCAGGAGGUGAGGAGAGAAAAGCGAGGAUCAAGAUCCGUUAGCUACAAACAACAUAAUGAGCUUCCGAUGGUUUUGCUACUGCAUACAGUAUGUCAUUGAGGUCACUGCUGUAAAUGAAUGUAUGUUUUACAGAAUCUUAACGGAAAGUAGUAAGCCUAUGUAGUAAGCCUGCAUACAGUAUGUUGCUUGAAAGCAGCAACUGUACUCAUUACAAGAAUGCCUGCAAAUGAUCAACAGUUAGGUGGAAAGAGGAAAUUCCAGGUAUUGCAUAGCAAAAUCGCUUAAAGACAACGCAGCCAGCUAUAUUUGGUUAUAAUUUUGUUGAAAUGACUCUUUCAAACAUAACCCUUUAGGUUGUUUAGAUAUCUUCUAGAUGUGAGUAACUAUAGAUCUUCCUGCAGCAAAUACUUAAGAAGAAUGAUACGAAUAUCUUCCAUUGAGUGGGAAGUAUCUCCUAUAAGGAGUCUGAAUGUAUUUAUAGAUACACAUCUUAGCAUAAGAACAGUUAGCUCUGGUCCGUGGCAUUAGAGCCCCUUCUUCUACUAAGGAAUGUGUUAAUGGAGGAACGCGCACUAACAACCUGGACCAGAGUUAAAUAACAGUCAAAGGGAGAUGGUCUCUGGGACUCAUAUAAUGAGGUUUUACUGUUGAACACUGCUGCUGUGAUUUCAGACAGUAUGCCUUGUACAAUUGUAUACAUUGAACUGCUGUUUCAUAAAGCAUCUUCCAGAUGCCAGUAAUGGUUUGUUCACAGUUUAAGGUUAAGUACAGCUUUUGGGGAUUUA